Molecule: messenger RNA, 2481 nt
Organism: Megalops cyprinoides (Indo-Pacific tarpon)
Lineage: Eukaryota; Metazoa; Chordata; Actinopteri; Elopiformes; Megalopidae
Product: villin-1-like
Exons: 19
Coding region: 1-2481 (826 amino acids)
Biological process (GO): regulation of lamellipodium morphogenesis; actin polymerization or depolymerization; barbed-end actin filament capping
Cellular component (GO): lamellipodium; cytoplasm; actin cytoskeleton
Molecular function (GO): actin filament binding; phosphatidylinositol-4,5-bisphosphate binding
Source: RefSeq, a predicted model, not a curated record
AUGUCGCAAGUCCAAGUCAAAACCCAGGUUGCAAAAGUGCUCAGUAAAAGCACCCCAGGGCUGCAGAUAUGGAGAGUGGAGAAAAUGGAGAUGGUGCCUGUACCUGCAAAACUGUAUGGACACUUUUUUGAAGGGGACAGCUAUGUCAUUUUAUACACUCACAGAACAGGCAGCACCUUCACCUAUGACAUUCACUGCUGGAUGGGCAGACUCAGCUCUCAGGAUGAACAGGUGGCAGCUGCUACGUACACCACCCUGAUGGACGAGCACCUGGGAGGCCGGGCGGUACUGCAUCGCGAAACACAGGGCCACGAAAGCGACACUUUCCACGGAUACUUCAAACAGGGCUUAAUCUACAAGAGGGGAGAAGCAGCGUUGGCUAUGAGGCAAGCAGAGAUCAACGGCUUCAACACUAGGAGGCUGCUGCAUGUCAAAGGAAGGAAGCAUGUGGUCGCUGUAGAGGUGGACAUGAGCUGGAACAGUUUCAACAAGGGUGACGUCUUCCUACUGGAGCUGGGUGGCCUGAUUAUUCAGUGGAACGGGCCCAAGAGUAACCGCAUGGAGAGGCUCAAGGGGAUGACUCUGGCGAAGGACAUUCGGGACCGGGAGAGAGGGGGGCGUGCGCAGCUGACCGUGGUGGAGGGGGAGGACGAGAGAUCCUCAGAAGAGGCAAUGAAGCUCAUGAGGCAGGCGCUUGGUGAAAGGAGGGACCUCAGAGACCCCAUCCCUGACCAGGGGGUCGACCAGAUAUCUAAAUCCCCUGUCAAGCUCUUUCAAAUUUCGGAUACCCAGGGCAACCUGGUGAUGCAUGAGGUGGCAGUGAAGCCUCUGACGCAGGACCUGCUCAGCUCCAAGGAGUACUACCUGUUGGACCAGGGGGGAGUGCGGAUCUUUGUAUGGAAAGGAAAGAAGGCUUCCAAAACAGAGAGAUUCCAGUCACUGGAAAAAGCAGAGCUGUUCAAAAAGGCGAAGGGCUACCCCCCCUCCACCUACGUGCAGAUGGUGAACGAGGGCUUUGAGUCGUCCGCGUUCCGCCAGCUGUUCCAGAGGUGGAGCAUUAGGAGCCAGAUGCCGGGGCUGGGAACGGCACACAGCCCAGGAAAGAUCGCUAAGGUGGAGCAAAUCAGGUAUGAUGUCACCUCAAUGCACGCACGACCGGACCUGGCAGCCCAGCAGAAGAUGGUGGAUGAUGGGAGCGGAGAGGCACAGGUGUGGAGGAUCGAGGACAAUGAGAUUGUUCCUGUUGACAGGAAAUGGCUGGGUCACUUCUUUGGUGGCGAUUGCUAUCUCAUCCUGUACCGGUAUGAGGUCAAUGGAAAGUUUCACCACAUGCUGUACAUCUGGCAGGGUCGGCACGCUAGCACUGUAGAGCUGAACGCCUGCGACCACCAAGCCGGCAUCCUGGACCAGCGCUACAGCGGGCUGGUGCAGGUGCGGGUGACCAUGGGCAAGGAGCCCACACACCUCCUGGCCAUCUUCAAGGGGAGGAUGGUCAUCUAUGAGAAUGGCAGUACCCGUGCAGGUACCAGGCAGCGCCAGCCGGCUGUCAGACUCUUCCACGUCUGUGGCACCAACGAGCUCAACACUUGCGCCAUCGAGGUGCCAGCGCGGUCCUCCUGCCUCAACUCCUGCGACGUGUUCGUGCUGAAGACCGAGACCUGCUGCUACCUGUGGUACGGGAAGGGCUGCAGUGGGGAUGAGAGAGAGAUGGGCAAAUCUCUGGCUGAUAUCAUCUCUAAGAAAGAGAAGCAUGUGAUCGCAGAGGGCCAGGAACCUGCCGACUUCUGGGUGAAUCUGGGAGGAAAGUCUCAAUACUCCAGCAGCAAGAGGCUGCAGGAGGAAAACCUCAACAUCAUUCCCCGUCUCUUCGAGUGCUCCAAUCAGAGCGGUCGCUUCCUCACCACAGAGGUAACAAACUUCUCUCAGGAUGACCUGGAUGAAGGUGACAUCAUGCUGUUGGACAUCUGGGACCAGGUGUUCCUCUGGAUAGGAAGGGGAGCUGAAUACGGAGGGAGGAAGGAAUGGGUCACCAUGGUGCAGGAGUACCUGCGCACCCACCCCGGGACUCGCGACGUGAACACCCCCAUCAUCAUGAUCAAACAGGGCUUUGAGCCACCCACCUUCACUGGAUGGUUCCCUGCCUGGGACCUCCACUUCUGGACUGUUGGGAAAUCCUACGAGCAGCUGAAGGCAGAGCUGGGAGACGCCACAGACAUCAUCAGGAUCACCAUGGACAUGCUGAAGCCGAGCUCCACGCGGGACUCCAUGGGCAUGAUGCCCUCAGCUCUGCCCACCUUCCCUCGAGACAAGCUGGUGAACCGUCUGAGGGAGGAGCUGCCCGAGGGUGUGGACCCCAGCAGGAGGGAGGAGUAUCUCUCCAAUGAAGACUUUGCUCUGGUUUUGGGUGUUGCCCGCCUUGACUUCUACUCCAUGCCUCUGUGGAAACAGAAGAAUUUGAAGAAAGAAAAAGGCCUGUUUUAG